Molecule: messenger RNA, 1836 nt
Organism: Amborella trichopoda
Lineage: Eukaryota; Viridiplantae; Streptophyta; Magnoliopsida; Amborellales; Amborellaceae
Product: ARM repeat superfamily protein
Biological process (GO): proteasome assembly
Cellular component (GO): cytosol
Source: RefSeq, a predicted model, not a curated record
UAAACUUUGCUGAGCGUAGUGGCGCCAACUCACCAAGUCCCCUCGCAAAUAAAUCUCUCUUCUUGCAUGCUCUGCGUAGUGGCGCCAACUCCCCGACCCCCUUCGCAAAUAAAUCUCUCUCUACUCUCUCUUCUUGCAGGCUUUAAUGGAGUUCGUAGACAAAGAAUUGCUACUUGCCGCGGCCUCUGAUUUCGCUUCUUACCCGGGUCCGCCAGCUGAUGCCUCCACUAAGGAAUUCCUCGAUCGCUUUCCUCUGCCUGUCAUCUUUUCUGUUUUGCAAGAACCUGAUACUACCGGACUCGAGAGUACUUUGGUGUCUUGUCUGGAAAGGGUUUUUAAAACUUCAUAUGGGACUUCUCUCAUUCCCCAAUAUAUGCCAUAUGUAAAAGCUGGUCUGCAGGCAAACUCUGAAGCAGUCAAAUGUUUAGCUUGCAAGGCUGUUGCAAGUCUGUUGGACACUGAUGAUAGGGACGUUGGAACUGCUGUGCAACUAGUUGUUGCUUAUGAUAUAUAUCCACUUCUGGUUAAUUGUCUCAUUCAUGGUUAUGAACAAGUUGCAAAAGCUUCAACAGAAGCAAUAAAGAAUCUUGCAAGGUCUCCUCAAGGGCUAGAUAUUAUGUUUCCAACGAAAGAGGGUUUAGCUCUAUCACUCAAAGACCUGGCAGCUCGCAGUUCAUCAUUGGCACGGAUUCGGAUUUUGGCUCUCAUCGCAAAGCUGUUCUCCAUAUCUAGCUCAGUAGCAGUGGCCGUCUAUGAAUCAGGUCUUCUUAACGUAUUGGAGGCAGAAGUGAAGAACACAUCUGAUGUGCUUAUGACUUUGAGUGCUUUGGAAGUUCUCUACGAGUUAGCAGCAUCCCCAUAUAGUUCAGAAUCUCUCUUAAAGACAUCCCUGCUUCAGCUGUUGAUCUCAAUGAUAAGCAAUUCAUCAGCGGAGUCCAUAUUGCGCUCCAGAGCAAUUUUGAUAUGUGCGAGACUAUUGUCUUCAAAUGAAAUAUUCUCUCUUAUCGGUGAAUCAAGCAUUAAUACUGCUGUCUUGGCAAUUGAUGGACGAUUGGAAUGUUUGAAGAGUGAAGACACAGAUGAAUGUGAGAGUGCACUUGAUGCUCUUGGACAAAUAGGAUCCUCAAUUCGAGGAGCUGAGUUGCUAUUUUCCAGUUCACCGCCAGUUGCUAGACAUGCAGUAGAGGCUGCUUUUUGUAGGCAAGGACCUGGUAAACAAUUGGCUGGUCUACAUGCACUUGCAAACAUUUGUGGAGCAACUAGGUCGGAAGAUGGCAAAAUGCUUAACUAUCAUUCAGAGGAGUGCCUUCGGCAGUUGAUCUAUGAAACAGCUGCCAAAACUACAAAGAUAACACCAUCAGGUCUUGUCCUAUCAAUUUUGCAACAGGAUGCAGAGGUUCGUUUGGCGGCAUAUAGACUGAUUGGUGGACUGGUGGCUAGAAAAUGGUGCUUGUUGGAGGUCUGCUCAAGGGAAGAGACAGUCAAUCUCGUCACUGAUGCGCAUGCUGAAACCACCAAAAGUGGUAUGGAAGCUCGACAUUCAUGCUGUGUAGCAAUUGGCUUUGCUUUGGCAAAUUCAGAUAAUCAGAAGAUUCAAAGCAAUACAGCUCUGAUAACGAAGGUGCAAGAAGCGAUACGAAGAGGCCCAUAUCUUACCCAACAACGUGUUGAAGCUCAACCAGUUGUUAUGACAGCUGAGAGAUUUUGAUCACAAAUAACUCAAUCCAAUGAUUUCAACUGUGUAUCAUUUAUAGAGAAGUAAGCUUCUUUUAGUAUUGUACGUUUGUCAAUGGAUAGACUUUCAGGUUGUAAUCAAUAAUGCAGACUGUUUAGUCU